This is a messenger RNA of Vitis riparia (riverbank grape), 933 nucleotides long. Its product is annotated as DNA polymerase epsilon subunit 3. Gene Ontology annotation, cellular component: epsilon DNA polymerase complex; CHRAC. The record is from RefSeq and is a predicted model, not a curated record. Gene Ontology annotation, biological process: heterochromatin formation; DNA damage response; leading strand elongation. Gene Ontology annotation, molecular function: chromatin DNA binding; protein heterodimerization activity. Lineage: Eukaryota; Viridiplantae; Streptophyta; Magnoliopsida; Vitales; Vitaceae. The transcript is spliced from 4 exons. Bases 30 to 611 code for a protein of 193 amino acids.
AUUGAAAGAGACAGAGAGAGAGAGGGGCGAUGGAGAAAGUGGCAGUUGCAGAGGUGGAGGAGCUGCCCAAGACUAUAGUGCGCAGGGUGGUGAAGGAUAAGCUCUCUCAGUUCUCCGAUGACGGCGAUAUCAUUAUUCACAAGGACGGUCUUCGCGCCUUCUGCGAAAGUGCACGCAUUUUCAUCCACUAUCUAUCCGCCACUGCAAAUGACUUGUGUAAGGAGUCUAGGAGGCAAACAAUCAAUGCUGAUGAUGUUUUGAAAGCAAUUGAAGAAAUUGAGUUUCCUGAAUUUGUUCAACCUCUUAAAGCCUCUCUUGAUGAGUUUAGGAAAAAGAAUGCUGGAAAGAAGGCCGGAGCUGCAAAGUCAAAGGAAGCAAAGAAAAGAAAAGAAGAUUCAUCCCUAAAUAAUGAGGGUGACAAGGGUAAAAAUGAUGGUGGAGAUGAGGGGAAUGAGGUCAAGGAUGACUCCCAUGAGCCGAAGCAGAAGAGUGCAGGAAAAAAGUCAGGAGCAGGCAAAUCAAAGAAAGUGAAUAAGAAGAGGAAAGUAGAAGAAGUGAAGCAAGAUAAUGAAGGCAAUGAAGAUGAGGAUGACUCUCAUGCUAACGAGUGAGAAUUAUUAUUCAUGCUUUUCAGAGGGAGGAAAAAACAGGAUCCUGUUGCUCUAAAUGCCAUUUUAUAGUCCUACACAAUGCCUGAAAAGUAGGCUGCAUCAAUUUUUGUGUAAACUGUUUUACCAAAUCUCUGGUAAGUAUAUGCCUGAGUGAUAAAAUUGCAUUGGCCAUACACUUGAUUUGCGUUGGCCAUACACUUGAUUUUUUUCUUCUGUUUUGCAACUCGCCGAUUUUCUAUAAGAAGUUUAGGGGGUGAGCCUGUGUAGUCUCUAUGUAGUCUCUACGAUAUAUAGAAUGUAACUUAUCAUUGGUUCUUGCAUU